Talaromyces proteolyticus is the source of this 2582-nucleotide messenger RNA. Its product is annotated as putative anaphase-promoting complex subunit Apc5. Gene Ontology annotation, cellular component: anaphase-promoting complex. The coding region runs from base 205 to 2529 and encodes 774 amino acids. Gene Ontology annotation, molecular function: protein binding. The record is from RefSeq and is a predicted model, not a curated record. Gene Ontology annotation, biological process: anaphase-promoting complex-dependent catabolic process; positive regulation of mitotic metaphase/anaphase transition; protein K11-linked ubiquitination. NCBI's taxonomy places the organism in Eukaryota, Fungi, Ascomycota, Eurotiomycetes, Eurotiales, Trichocomaceae. The transcript is spliced from 5 exons.
UUAGCUUUCUGUCCGACAACAGUCGACGGCGCAGUUGACAGGAUCAUGCCUGGACUUCUUUAUAAUUGCGCUUUAUAAUUGUUUAUAAUUGCAAUCGGUUGACAGAAUCGCGGUUAAAUUGAAUACAGUGUCGGUCGAACGUGUUGUGGCAGCUAUCAUGAUCACGACAUAACAACAAUAUCUGGAUUUGAUGGAUUUGAUGAAAUGGCCCGCUAUCUCACGCCUUCAAAAGUCGCCCUGCUCUGCCUAGCCACGCUCUACACCGAAGGCACAGUCCCCAACACAUCCGCUGUCCCCGUGCUGUCCUUCCUCAUCUCGCACAUCCUCCCUCCUCGCUCCUCCGACAAAUCGCCCGCCGCCUACAGACGCGACAAGAAACACGCCGUCUCCAUCGACGAACUCGAAGAAGUUCUCUCCUACCACUCCUCCUCCAUCCCCGGCCGCUCAGUAUGGGAUCUACUCCUGCGCAAAAUGUGGCUGCUAGACUGCUGCGACGCCCUCGAAACCUUUUUCGGUGAUAUCCACUCUAUCGUCGAAAAGUCCCGUGAAGAGCAGAUCCAAGACCGCGAUAAUGGCCUUGUCGUUCAGGAUACGGGGAUGCUGCUGUCCAGGUCCUCCCCGCUAGGCGCGUUUGUGCGUCGCGCGCAGCUGGAGUUUACACGGCUGCAGUUCCAUGACUCGGUGAAGCUGUGGCGCGGGUUUAUCAAGUAUCGCUUACCGACGUAUAGAGCGUGGGCAAGACGGCAUCCGUCGGGGGAACAGUCGGCGGUGGAUGUGAAUCUGGUGGAUCUCAAGCUAGAUGCGAAUAGCUAUUUGAGCCAGGUGGUCUAUCGGAAUAUCGAAUGCGACGACGACGACGACGACGACGCCGUCGACGACGAAGCGGGCGUGAGCACCAAGGACGUCGAGCAGCUACUCACAUUCCAAGUCGACGAACUCCAACGCAUCGGCGGCCGCGUUCCAGAUGAAGUCAAAGACCAGCUAGAAUACAUCAUCUCAGCGGGCGUCAUGGUCCCGAGUAUGGCUCACUACAUCCGAUUCUUAGACGCGUGGAAGGCAGGAGACUAUCCCUCCUCGUUUGACAAUCUGCACCGCUACUUCGAUUACACCGUUCACAGCCGAGAUCGCAGCUUCUAUCAGUAUGCUCUGCUGAAUUUGGCGAUUCUGCAUGCUGCUUUUGGCUCGUAUGCUGAGGCUGUGUCGGCCAUGCAGGAGGCUAUUUCUAUUGCGAGGGAGUCGCAUGAUAUGGACUGUUUGAAUUUCUGUAUGAGUUGGUUGUAUCACUUUGGCAAGGCGUUUCCGGAGGAAAUGGGGGAUGUGCAGAGUACAGGCAUGUUGGGGGGUGAGAAGGAAGGGUUGGCGUUUUUGAAAGCGAAGGCGAGAGAGAGUGAAUCGUGGGGCUUGCUUAGUACGACGCUGUUGAGCGAGGCGAAACUUGAAUUACAGAAUGGCGAUAGUUUGGCCGCGGCGUUUGAGAAUAUUGUCAAGUCGUCGUAUUUGAAUGUGACCAAGAAUUUGAGGACAACUAUGGGGCCGUUGCUGCUGCUUCAGGCGUCUGUAUUCUCCCGAAUAGGUCUAACGCAUAAUGCUUUGCUUCAAUGCGAGAUCUUCCGUGAGUGUUAUGCUAAAGGAGCUCCAUUGGAUGAUUGUCUCAAAAUUGCCUAUCGAAGUAGUCAGUUGCUGUCGCAUAGUGGCGGCUAUAAAAGAGCCGUAACUCGUAUCAACGACGUCUCGCCAGCAGACUUGCGUUCUCUCAAAGCGAACCAAAGCUGGGCAUAUUUCUGUGGCAUUAUAAAACUAGAACGGCAAAUCCAUAGAAACGACUCAAUCGCCGUCGAACAUUUAUUUGCGCAACUCCAAGACAUGCAACUCCCCGACACCGACCUCGCCCUGCAACUAUCCUUCCUCGAAAUCGAAUACCGUCUCCGAACAGGCCACUACCAAGAAUCCAUGUCCAUCAUCGACGGCCUCGCCCAGUCCAUGAAACAAGAAACCUUUGACAUAUUCACCCAAAUCCGUCUGCUAUGCUACAAAGCCCGCAUCCUCGACAAAACCGGCCUUCCGCAACGAGGCUUCUCCAUGGCCAUGCGCGCCGCCGCCAUUGCCUACCGAUCGCGCGUUCUGCCGGGUCUGUGGGAAGCUAUCACUGUGCUUGCCACUGUUUUGCUGAGCCUCCGUGAAUUCGAAGCUGCGUUGGAGAUGACAGAAAGCAUAAUGCCACAGGUACUCGAGCUAGAUAAUCGGUAUCUUACCGCGCGUUCGUACUCGGUGCUUGUAGAUGCGAAUAUGGGGUUGGCGGGUGAGGCUUCCCACCAUAGAAUAAAGGCAGACGUGAUUAGAAAGGAGUAUGUGACCAGGGCCCUGACGUAUAUUGAUUGCGCGUACGAUGAGUACGAGGCGAUUGAGGAUUUGCCCGGCCAGUGUGAGAUGAUGGCUAAGAAGGCGACGGUCAUGCACUUGUCUGGCGAGCCGGUGCUGGCGAACGACUAUGCAGCUAGGGUGUUGGAUUUGAGGAAGACUCCCUAUUAAAUUUAUAUUUAAAUAUAAAUAAUAUCAAAUAUCAAAUCAAAAUAUCAACAUGC